Molecule: messenger RNA, 1258 nt
Organism: Medioppia subpectinata
Lineage: Eukaryota; Metazoa; Arthropoda; Arachnida; Sarcoptiformes; Oppiidae
Source: the annotation of a GenBank genome assembly
AAAUAAUAUUCAUUCAAACAAUCAGUUCAGUUGAUCCCAAGAUAUGGCACAACAGAUAACACAAAUGAUGGCAUCACUCGAGACCACAGAUGACGGCGAAGACAACAUUCAACAGCCACAAAUGUAUGCGAAGAACUCAAUGGACAGAUUCGGUGAUGACAUGUGUGCACUCAUAUUGUCUUAUAUCACAUUUGAGGACCGAUUCCGUUACGAAUGUGUGUCCAAACAGUUCCAGAGGACAGUCUUCGAGAGCGUUGAUUACAUUCUUAUUUACAACCGUUUAAUUGAAAAAAUAUUGAGUGGAAAGACGAUUAACGUCCAAAUGUUGGCUACAAUUGCCAUAAAGUGUGCAAACAUUCAGACCAUUGACUGUCGAGGAAUAGGUUACACAUAUGAGAGACAUAUUCCCGAAGUGUUGACCACAUUUCGAGACAAUUGCCGCCAUUUAAGAGAUAUUUGCACCAAAUUAGUGAACGAUAGCUCGAAAUCGUUGCAAACGUUUGGAUCAUUGGUCACAGAAAUUGGCUCUUUUUCUCCGAUUCACGAACUCAUUGAUUGCCAGCGAUUAUCAAAAAUGUCGACAAUGAGAAUAUCUGAUGUCUUCGACACCACUUCCGGCCGACUAUUGGUGAAGAAUUUGCGGAGAAUUGAGUUGAGAACACAUUCGAGUGAUAGUAAGGAACUGUUGUCUGCAUUCGUGGCACACAAUCAGUCACUCAAGAGCUUUACCGUAGAUCUGAUUAAUCUUCGAUUUGAUAAGCCGUUGACCGAAAUGUCUGAACAGUUGUCACGAUUACCGCAAUUAAGGGAACUAACACUCGGUGUGUAUUUAAUGAGUGACGAGAACUCAUUGUCUGAGUCUUUGCGUACAAUUGGCUUAAACUGCAAACAAUUGCAACGAUUGGCACUUCAAUUGAGUUCAUGGAGCCAUCAAUUGACUGGAAGUCUAAUAAAUGGUUUGCAAAAUAAUCACAAAUUAAAACGUUUGAGUUUAACAAUCGUUUUGGACACCGACGAGGAAUUGUUGGAACCGUUGAAACUCUGCCACCGAUUAACACAUUUGACACUAGAUUUAAAGCAAAUGAGUGACCAAUUAAUGGUUAAUUGCGACAAACAGUGGCCUCGACUCCAAUACCUGUCCAUCAAAGCUAAUGCAAUGACUGGCGAGUGUUUGUCUCACAUCUCAAGACUACCGGCGCUGCAAAUGCUUGUCAUUAAAGUCAAAGGAAGGGAUGAUUUCUCGGAUUAUUUCUCGGAU